AUGCCGUCUCGAAAACGCGCCGCCGAGGAAAUGGAGGCCGAGGCGCCUGUCGAAGAGCCCAGCACAUUGCAGAAACUGCGCAACAUGUGGCAGUUCUCCAACCUGGCCCAGUACAUCAGUCUGUUCGGCGACGCGGUCAAAAUCGACAAGGACUUUGACAUCGAGGAAUUGGAGUCUGAAUGCCUCAACCCACAGCCGUCCGACAAACUUGCACAAAUUGGCCUAGCGCUGCUGAAGCACGUAUCGUCACACAAGGGCUUGACACCCGACAUCUUUGAUGAAUACACCCGCCGACAGUAUGUCGCCAAAGCGCCCGCCCGAAACCCCUUUGGUGAGGAAGAGGAGCCCAACAAAUUCCACGACUUCGACGUCUUCACCAAGAUACGCGUGUUGCAGCAGUUAUCUGUGUGGACGCUCAACAACCCAAAUACAAUAAGAGAGAAAAUGGCAGCGACGGAUAACGAGCAGACGCUCUGGCGUAUGGAGCCCACAGGCUGGGACUCGCAAGAACGAUCGCUCUAUGUUCUAGAUGACAACCGUAUGUACCGAAUGACAGAUCCACCACCGCCUCCCGAACCUGCCAAAGCCAAAGCCAAACCAAAGUCCAGGAAAUCAAAAGGAUCGAGAUCCAGCAAGCGACAAAAGGCAUCUACUCCCGAGCCCGAAGAAGCCGCCGAUGAUGAGCAAGUAGCGGACGAACAUCAGCCUGAGACGAUAGACGACGGUCUUGGCGGUAAGAAGUGGGAGUGUAUCUGCGUCACGUUGGAAGACUACCAGGAGUACAUGAACAGUAUUCGGAAGAGUCGCGACCCAAACGAGAAGAUACUCUACAAAAGGCUCCAGGAGGACGUCAUACCUGUUAUGGAGGGGCUGGCAGAGGAGCAAGCGAGAAAGCAGGCCCGCAAGUUGAAAGAGUUGGAAAACUUGCAGAAACUUGCCACAGCAAAGCGCUCAUCCCGAAUCUCAUCGCGCCUUGAAAAGCAGAAAGAGGUGGAAGAGGCUGAGGCUGCAGAACGCAAGAGACGGGAGGAGCUUGCCAUGGCCAAGGCAGAGCAAGAGAGGCAGAAGAAGAUGGAGGAAGCACAAGACUCUCGCAGGAUGACUCGUGAGCAACGGCUAAAAGAGCGUGAGACGGCCAAGAUCCUCAAAGAAGAGGAGUUGCGCAAGCUGCAAGAGAACGAGCAAAAGCUGGCCUCGAAUAAUGCAAGACUAUCGGAGCGGCACCUGAAGGCCAUGAUGAAGAAGCACGAAAGUGACCUCAAGAGGCUCAACGAGGAAGAAGACUGGUUCUUUGACUGCGAGAAGUGCGGCACCUAUGGCUCUAACCUCAACGACAACACGCCUCAGAUAUCAUGUGAGAAGUGCAACGUUUGGCAACACAUGAAGUGUCACGGCAUUACAGAAGAACAGGCCGAUGAUUCGAAGUUUGUGUUUGUCUGUACUGCCUGCAAACGUAAAGAGGAAGAGGCGGAUCAACCGAAGCCUCAGUCUCUCAAGUUACGAUUGACAUCACAAUCGCCAUCUUCUCAAAACCUAGCAGAAGCAAAUGGCAACGGAACCUCCAUGCCACGACUACCAGCACCGCAAGCCUUCCAGCCGUCUAUGCAUCCUGUACAGCCGUGGGUCGAUGGCCCAAGUCUAUCUCCUCGUGGUCAAGCUUUGGGUCCGCCUGGUAUACAAAGAUCGGAAGCUGCCUAUGGAUCGCCCACAAAGGGCACAAACGGUAGCAUGUCAUCGCCGAUACGAUCUCACUUCUCAUCCCCUGGUCACAGGACUGGGAACGGUCAUCCGACGUCUUCACCUCCACCUUACAACCUCGAGCGAAUACCGAGCAGUCCAACCAAAAGCUUCCAUAUGCCACAACCACAGCAGAAUGGCAGCUCAUUUGGGGGUCCAAAUCCAUUCGAUUCCAACCCCUUUGGACCACCACAGCCGGCAGCACCACCGUACGCGCGAAGCUUCAGUCGCCCAGCGUCAGCAGCAGGCCCAGGCGGCUCGCCAGUAAAACACUCUCCGGCGGCCUCUCCCCGUCCAGCCAAUGGUCUACCACCUAGUUUCAACUUCAACAGCCCACACUCUUCUUUCCCACCUAGCUCGGCCAACCGUCCAUCAUUCUCCCCAACCAAACAUAGUUCGCCUGCACCUCUUCCAGCAAACAUGUCAUCACCGGCCCCAGCACCAAUGCGUAUAGCUCCGUCUCCCUCGUCCCAAAUGCCUGCUCAGAUGCUCCCCGAUCCCAUCCCAGCGCCAUUGAAGCACGAUGGUAUGCGGCCAAUAUCGAGUCAUCAGAUGUCUGAGACACCCAUCUUUCCGCCAGUUAAGAGCUUGGAACCCCUUUCUAGCCCCACGAUCCUUGACCCACCUGUUAAAAAGUCGAGUCCCGCGCCGGACAGGUUUCUUGAUAGGAUGAAUGGUUUGAAUGGGGUUAGACAUGGGAGCAGUCAGUAA
Molecule: messenger RNA, 2448 nt
Organism: Alternaria burnsii
Lineage: Eukaryota; Fungi; Ascomycota; Dothideomycetes; Pleosporales; Pleosporaceae
Product: phd-finger domain-containing protein
Exons: 5
Coding region: 1-2448 (815 amino acids)
Biological process (GO): regulation of DNA-templated transcription
Cellular component (GO): RSF complex
Source: RefSeq, a predicted model, not a curated record